Messenger RNA from Seriola dumerili (greater amberjack), 1198 nucleotides. RefSeq names its product replication factor C subunit 3 (gene rfc3). The transcript is spliced from 9 exons. NCBI's taxonomy places the organism in Eukaryota, Metazoa, Chordata, Actinopteri, Carangiformes, Carangidae. Gene Ontology annotation, biological process: DNA-templated DNA replication; DNA repair. Bases 116 to 1186 code for a protein of 356 amino acids. The record is from RefSeq and is a predicted model, not a curated record. Gene Ontology annotation, cellular component: DNA replication factor C complex; nucleus. Gene Ontology annotation, molecular function: DNA binding; DNA clamp loader activity; ATP hydrolysis activity.
AACAAACGGCGGCGCGGUUUAUGCCUGAAUAACAACAUUUCGCGGGAGAGCAGCAGCUAGCGACAGGCUUUAAGCUCUCUACACGGGCAUCAACAGACACUAAAUUCAUAACACAAUGAGUUUGUGGGUGGACAAAUAUCGACCGACUUCCCUCGGGAAACUCGACUACCAUAAAGACCAAGCGGCCCAGUUGAAAAACCUGGUUCAAUGUGGCGACUUCCCACACCUGCUGGUGUACGGUCCAUCAGGCGCAGGGAAGAAGACCCGCAUCAUGUGUCUGCUGAGGGAGCUGUAUGGAGCCGGAGUGGAGAAGCUCCGCAUAGAGCACCAGACCAUCGUGGCUCCUUCAAAGAAGAAAAUUGAGAUCAACACAAUCGCCAGCAACUACCACCUGGAAGUCAAUGCGAGUGACGCAGGAAACCAGGACCGUGUGGUGAUUCAAGAGCUGAUUAAAACUGUGGCUCAGUCUCAGCAGAUCCAAUCCAGCACCCAGAGAGAGUUUAAAGUGGUGUUGCUAACAGAGGUGGACAGACUCACAAAGGAUGCCCAGCAUGCUUUGCGUCGGACGAUGGAAAAAUACAUGGGCACCUGCCGCCUCAUCCUCUGCUCUAACUCCACCUCCAGAGUCAUAGGGCCAAUUCGGAGCCGUUGUCUGGCUAUCAGAGUUCCUCUGCCGAGCACUGAAGAGGUCUGUAAUGUUCUGACAGCAGUCUGUAAAAAGGAAGGUUUACUCCUCCCACCUGAGCUGGCCAAGCAAAUCAGUGAGAAGUCUGGUCGCAACCUCCGCAAAGCUCUUCUGAUGUGUGAGGCCUGCAGAGUGCAGCAGUAUCCGUUCUCAGUGGACCAAGACGUCCCAGAGACAGACUGGGAGGUGUACCUAAGAGAAACAGCUAAUGCCAUUGUCAGCCAGCAGAGCCCUCAGAGGUUGAUGGAGGUUCGGGCCAGGCUGUACGAGCUGCUGACCCACUGCAUUCCCCCUGAGAUCAUUAUGAAGGGACUGGUGACAGAGUUGCUGAGUAACUGCGAUGGCCAUCUGAAGACAGAGGUGGCCCACAUGGCAGCUUACUACGAACACAGGCUGCAGAUGGGCAACAAAGCUAUCUACCACCUGGAGGCAUUCACCGCCAAGUUCAUGGCCAUCUACAAGAAGUUCAUGGAGGAUGGUCUGGAUGCCAUGAUGUUUUGACUUUGAAUGGAC